Molecule: messenger RNA, 2283 nt
Organism: Cordyceps fumosorosea ARSEF 2679
Lineage: Eukaryota; Fungi; Ascomycota; Sordariomycetes; Hypocreales; Cordycipitaceae
Product: anthranilate synthase component II
Exons: 2
Coding region: 1-2283 (760 amino acids)
Biological process (GO): L-tryptophan biosynthetic process
Cellular component (GO): cytosol
Molecular function (GO): phosphoribosylanthranilate isomerase activity; indole-3-glycerol-phosphate synthase activity; anthranilate synthase activity
Source: RefSeq, a predicted model, not a curated record
AUGCCUUUUCCCGACAUUAUUGACCAUUCUCCUCGCGAGGUCAAAUUCUCACCACCAAUCCCAACGGCAAACAACCUGAUCCUCAUCGACAACUAUGACUCUUUCACCUGGAACAUCUAUCAAUAUCUAACGUUGGAGGGUGCUACUGUCCACGUUAUUCGAAACGACAAGGUCACCCUAGAAGAGCUCAUUGAAAAGAAGCCCAGCCAGCUUAUCAUCAGUCCCGGUCCGGGUCAUCCCACCACGGAUUCGGGUAUCAGCCGAGAUGCUAUUCGUCACUUUGCAGGCAAGAUUCCCAUCUUUGGUGUCUGCAUGGGCCUCCAAUGUAUCUUUGACGUCUAUGGUGGCGAGGUAAACUCAGCUGGAGAAUGGUUGCAUGGCAAGACUUCGCCCUUGAGUCACGACGCCAAGGGUGUCUUCAAGGGUCUAGAGCAGGAGAUUCCCAUCACAAGAUACCACUCGCUCGCCGGAUCUCCCGUAACCCUUCCCGAAUGUCUCGAGGUCACUUCCUGGGUCGCCAAACCUGAUGGCAGCCGCGGCAUUAUCCAGGGCGUCCGCCACAAGGAGUACACGAUGGAAGCCGUGCAGUUCCACCCUGAAAGCAUCCUGACUGAAAAUGGACGCACCAUGAUUCGAAACUUUUUACAGAUGCAGGGAGGUACUUGGGAGGACAACAACCGUCUACAGGCCGCGUCGGAAACCGCGAACGAGGCUUCGCCGGCCCCUUCCAAGAGCAACAACAUUUUGCAAAAAAUCUACGCCAGCCGCCGUGCGGCCGUAGAGGCUCAGCGAGUGAUUCCGUCUCAGAGAAUGGAGGACCUCCAAGCCGCGUAUGACCUCGGCGCCGCUCCACCCGCAGUGCCCUUCGUCAAACGCCUCAGUCAAACUCCAUUUGAUGUUUCCCUCAUGGCUGAAAUCAAGCGCGGCUCCCCGUCCAAGGGCAUUUUCAACAUUGACGUUCGCGCCCCUGUCCAAGCUAGAAAAUACGCGCUGGCUGGUGCUAGUGUCAUCUCUGUCCUGACGGAGCCUGAGUGGUUCAAGGGAAGCAUUGAGGAUCUCCGAGCAGUCCGCCAAGUCCUAGAGGGCAUGCCCAACAGACCAGCAAUUCUCCGCAAGGAGUUCAUCUUUGAUGAGUAUCAGAUUCUCGAAGCCCGUCUGGCGGGUGCGGACACUGUUCUUCUCAUAGUCAAGAUGCUGGAUGUCCAAACUCUCGAGCGUCUAUACAAAUAUUCUCAGUCUCUUGGCAUGGAGCCUUUGGUUGAAGUUCAAAACGCGGACGAAAUGACAAUCGCCGUCAACCUGGGCUCCAAGGUAAUCGGGGUCAACAACCGAAAUCUGGAGACAUUUGACGUCGAUCUCGACACUACUGGUCGUCUUCGCAGCAUGGUUCGUGAUACCACCAUCAUUUGCGCCCUGAGUGGGAUCAACACGUACGAAGAUGUCAUCAUGUGCAAAAAUGACGGUGUAAAUGCCGUUCUCGUUGGUGAAGCCAUCAUGAGAGCCCCGGACGCCAGUGUUUUCAUCAGCGAGCUGUGCUCUGGCAAGGCCCCAGCCACCAAGAAGGAGCGGCCCCAGCCCCUCCUCGUCAAGAUCUGCGGUACGCGAAGCGCUGCGGCCGCCAAAAAGGCAGUCGAGUCGCACGCUGACUUUGUUGGCAUGUGUCUCGUACCCGGUGCGAAGCGUUGCAUUGACAGUGACACUGCCCUCGCCAUCUCGGAAGCAGUGCAUUCAUUUACUGGCACAACCAGUUCCAAGCCUGAGCCUUCGGUACCUGUCGCAGGCGCCGCCGACUACUUCCAGGGCGCUUACAGCCGACUACAAAGCUCACGGCCCCGUCUUGUAGGCAUCUUCCAGAACCAGCCGCUCAGCGAGGUCUUGGAGAAGCAGAAGCUGUACAACUUGGAUCUUGUCCAGCUCCACGGCGAUGAGCCCAUCGAGUGGGCCAACCUUAUCCCCGUCCCUGUAAUCCGCGCCUUCAAGCCUGGCCACGUCGGCCUGGGUCUCCGCGGCUUCCACACGGUUCCUCUUCUCGAUUCCGGUGCUGGUUCUGGCAAGCUGCUGGACGUAUCAAAGGUCAAGGCCAUUCUGGAGAAGGACUCCAAUCUGAGAGUUUUUCUGGCCGGUGGGCUGAACCCGGACAAUGUCGCAGAAGCAGUGAAGGCCCUGGGUGACCUGGCGGACAGAGUUAUCGGUGUGGAUGUCAGCAGCGGUGUGGAAGAGGAUGGGAAACAGAGUCUUGAGAAGAUUGAGGCGUUUGUCAAAAACUCCAAGAGCAUUCGAUAG